Molecule: messenger RNA, 1710 nt
Organism: Fusarium odoratissimum NRRL 54006
Lineage: Eukaryota; Fungi; Ascomycota; Sordariomycetes; Hypocreales; Nectriaceae
Exons: 1
Coding region: 1-1710 (569 amino acids)
Molecular function (GO): catalytic activity
Source: RefSeq, a predicted model, not a curated record
AUGACCACCAAUACUUCCAGAGAGACCUACGGUGCAGGAACCACUGUUGACACGGAAUUCCUUCCACUUCCUGCUGAGUGUCAAAGACUACUACGCCUCUUUGCUGCAAGAACACCCGGUUUCAACAAAGAUGAAUCUCUCCUCAGCGGAGUCAACUUCCACGGCGAUGAUCUUCCCUGUAUCCCAGGACCCAUAAAGUCUCAAGCCGUAACAGCAGUCCUACAUGCAAUGGUCGGUAUAGUCGGUCUCGAGAUCCUUCACCUUCGCGGCAUCACCACCCGCAACCAAACAGACAUCGAUGUCAACCAUGCAGGCCUCUACCCCGCUACCGCAGCACUUGUCAAUGUCGACGGCGUCACAGGCCCAGAGGUCAUCAAGUUGCCGACUGUCCCUCAGUGGGAUAAGGACCGUGCUUCUAAUUCGCCGCUUGUGUACCGUGCAACGGCUAUCUAUGAGACUGCUGAUAAAGGCGUAUGGUUCCAACUUCACGGCUCGCUUGAUUCGUGGAAGAUGCUGGCCCUUAUUGGUAUUAGUAAGGAUCUCGAUACUGAGAUUCGUACCAACGAUGCUGCGUAUGAGCUCAUUCAGGAGCGAGUUCGUACGUAUCGCGCCCGGGAAAUUGAGCAGCUCAUGGUGGAGAAGGGUCUGUCAGGGUCAAUUGUCUACUCUCCUGAAGAAUGGCGUCAAACGGAGAUGGGCAAGUCUCUCUCACGACAUCCUCUGGUCAAUUACAAACAACGGACCCAGUGCGCAGCCCUCCCGCCUGUUUAUUUUCCCGUGCUCGAGGACAAAAGACCACUUGCUGGUAUCAAAGUUGUCGAGUUGACUCGCAUUAUAGCUGGUGCAGCUGCCGGCGCCGCCCUCGCAUCUCUGGGCGCCGAGGUCAUCCGCGUCAAUUCGUCCAAGCUCAAGGAUUACACGCCAGCUCAACCCUCUUCCCUGAUGGCUGGCAAGACAACCAUUGACCUUGAUCUCGAAGACCCAGCUGAUCAUAAGAGAUUGAUGCAACUCUUCGAGCAAGCCGAUGUCAUCUUGCAAGGCUAUCGCUUAGGAUCAUUGGCCCGAAGAGGCUUUGGUCUCGAGGCGGCCCUUGAACUGGCAAAUAAACGAGGAAAGGGGAUCGUGUAUGUGGAUGAGAAUUGCUAUGGUCCUGACGGUUACUAUGCAGAGCGACCGGGGUGGCAGCAGGUUGCCGAUGCCGCAGCUGGGAGCUCAUAUGUCAUGGGCCAGUCGUUUGGCUGUCCAAAAGGUCAAGGUGUCCUGCCCAGUCUGCCCAUCUCAGACAUGUCUACAGGUAUCCUAACUGCCCUGACCAUCAUGUGUGGUAUUCGAGAUCGAGCCAAGUUUGGAGGAUCAUAUCAUGGCCAUGCCUCACUUACAGCUUAUAACAUGGCGACUAUGGAUCCUGAGGUUCGCCUGUAUCAAAGGGAGGUAGUUCAGAGGAUCAACGACAAGUAUCAGUUCCCUACUUGGUCGAGCGAUGUACAUGUUGCACCUCUGUACUAUUCCAUCUUGGACGCUUGGGGGAAGAACAGCGAUCUCAUCAAGGAUGAAAAGUACUAUGUCCACUUCUCGGAUUCUGUUUUUGGGUCUGACUUACGCGUUCUUGGACCGGUGGUGCAGUAUGACAAGGAAGAGUACUCGCCAAAGUGGAACAGUCCACCUGUGUCAUUCUGCCAUCAUGAAUUCAGGCCUUUUUCAGAUCAUUGA